AUGAGGAUGCGCAAAUCGUCACAGUCGAAGCCAAUUCCGCUUCUGACAAUGAGGCCAGCCGAAGAUGAAGAAGAAGAAGAAGAAGAAGAAGAAGAAGAAGAAGAACCCAGUAGUAGCAGCAAAAGGAAAUUGCAAAUGGUCACCACCUCACCCUUCAAACUCCCUGAUGGUUGGUCCGUUGAAGAAAAGCGCCGUCCCCUUAGCAACAGUUACAACCCCGGCCAAAUCGACAGGGUCUCUUUCUCUCUUUCACUCUCUAAACUUGUUCAAAGUGUAAAUGCAUGUACAAUGUAUAUGCUUAAAUGCUUUGCAUGUGCAUGGAUGCUUUGA
Molecule: messenger RNA, 330 nt
Organism: Prunus armeniaca (apricot)
Lineage: Eukaryota; Viridiplantae; Streptophyta; Magnoliopsida; Rosales; Rosaceae
Source: the annotation of a GenBank genome assembly